ACUUCAGAGUAAACUCCAACUUCCAACCUGCAUCAAACCCAUCAAAAACCUAUAAAAUAAAAUAAAUAAAAAACUCCGCAAAUCAUGAUUUCAAUCAUGGAUCGUACGGUCCAGCCAUCGCUGGAAAUGCAGCAAUCCGUGGCAGCCGUGGAGCAAAUCGUGGGCUACGAUUUUAGGAACAAGAGGCUUCUAGAAGAAGCUCUGACCCACUCCUCUUACUCCGAAUCGCCGUCGUACCAGCGCCUCGAAUUCGUCGGCGACGCCGUUCUCAGCCUCGCCCUCAGCAACCACUUCUUCCUUGCUUAUCCUGGGGUCGAACCCGGCACUCUCUCUCUGCUGCGCUCCGCCAACGUCAGCACCGAGAAGCUCGCACGUGUGGCUGUCCGGCACGGCCUUUACUGCCACCUCCGCCACAAUGCACCUGCUCUCCGGGAUAAGGUUAGGGAGUUUACUGAAGCUGUCACCGGAGAAGACGAGACGCCGCUUGUAUAUCGUGGUUCUGUGAGAGCUCCUAAGGUUCUUGCAGAUAUGGUGGAGUCUGUGGCAGCAGCAAUGUAUGUUGACUUGAAUUUUGAUCUGGAACAAUUAUGGAUGAAAUUUAGGUGCCUUUUGGAGCCUAUAGUUACUCUUGAAGAAGUGCAAGGUCAACCUCAACCUGUUACAGUGUUGUUUGAGCUUUGCCAGAAGCACGGGAAACAUGUUGAUAUCAAACAUUGGAGAGAUGAGACCAAAAGUAUUGCUAGUGUCUAUGUUGAUGGCGUGUUUGUUGCCUCGGGUUCUUCUGAGCAGAAGGAGAUUGCCAAGCUUGAUGCUGCUAAGAUAGCUCUUUUAAAGUUGUCAAAAUCGUUGGGGGUAAGUGGCAGGUCGACGAGAUUUAUUGCGGGAAUUGAUGGAAAGUUUCAAAUUGAAGAAGCAAAACAGAAGUUGCAUGAGCUUUGUGACAAGAAGAAGUGGCCUAAACCAAUUUACACCAUUGAGAAAGAUGAAGGUCCUUCACAUGAGAAGAGAUUUGUAUCCUCAGUCAAAAUUGCAACUGCGGAUGGUGUACUAUACAUAACAGGAGAUGAAAGGCCGAGAAUAAAAGAUGCGGACAACUCUGCAGCUUCGUCAAUGAUCUGUGCUUUGCAAGAAUCUGGUUUUAUACUAGUUUUGCUUCAACAUACAUCAACGACGAUCUUCCAAUUCAGCAACAUGACAAUCUUCAGCACUACCUCAGCAUCCCUCGAUCGCGAGCUCCCGCCAUCGCCUGAAAUGAAAGAUAAAGUGACGGCCAUGGAGAAAAUCGUAGGCCACAACUUCAAGAACAAGAGGCUUCUAGAGGAAGCUCUCACACACCCCUCCGUCACAAACUUCCCAUCGUACGAGCGUUUAGCUGUGCUCGGUGACGCUGCCCUUGGCAUGGCUAUGAGUGAGCACCUCUUUCUUGUUUACCCCGACAUGAAUCAAGGUGACUUCUCUAAGCUCCGCUCCACCAAUGUUAGUACGAUGAAGUUCGCACGCGCUGCUGUAAAACAUGGGUUUGAUCACUGCCUUCAUCACAAUUCUCCUGCUCUCGAAAUUCAGGUUGGGGAGUUCGCCAAAGCGGUUUCGAAUGAAGAAGAUGAGACGGAUCUUUUAUAUGGUGGGACUAUGCAACCCAAUCAUCCUCUUGCAGAUAUUGUGGAAGCAGUGGCAGCUGCCAUAUACAUUGACUUGAACUAUGAUCUGCACAAACUAUGGAAGACAUUUAAGCAUAUUUUGGAGCCUAUGGUUACUCUCGAAGACUUGCUGGAUCACCCUGUGUCAAAUUUGUUUAAGUUUUGCCAAAAGCAUGGAAAGCGCUUUGAGAUCGAGAAGGCGAGAAAUUAUGAUAAAAAUAUAAGUAUUUGUGAUGUGUAUGUUGAUGGAAACCGCAUUGCCUCGGCUUAUGGAAAAAAUAUUUCAAUUGCCAAGCGUCAUGCUGCAAGAGAAGCCCUAUCUAAGUUGUCCAAAUUCGGCAUAAGCUAUGGGUCGUUUGAAGUUGUUGCUGAAAAUGAAGCUAAAAAGAUUUUGAAGGAGCUUUGUGAGAAGAAGAGGAUCCGUAAACCAACUUACAGAAUUGAGAAAGAAUUUGGUCCUGAGCAUGAGAAGAGAUUUGUAUCAUCAGUUGAAAUUGAAACUUUAGAUGGUGUGCUAUAUAAGACAGGAGAUGAAAAGCCAAGAAAACGAGAUGCGGAGAAUUCUGCGGCUUCCUUGAUGAUCAUUAUGAUGAACACUAAAGAAGCAACUAAAAUUAAGGGUGGCUAUUUUCCAGAGGAAGCCUUUUAAGGGAAGGGAUCCCUAUUUUUCGAAAAAAAGAGGGACAUCCUCUUAACCAUUAUAUUUGGCUUUAAUGAAAUCCUGUGGUUGAAAUUCUGUGGUCUAUGAUUUAAUCGCAGUUAUAAAAUUUCAUUAAAGUCAAAUAUAAUGGUCAAGACGAUGUUCUUAUUUUUUUUGAAAAAUAGGAAUCCCUUCCUUAGAGGGCCUGAUUUUCCAGAAGCAGCUAAAAUUAAGGGUGGCUAUUUUCCCUCGGUACUCUACAAACUUUGGGUAAUGAUUCGUUGGGUGAUAAGGCUGCUUGUUUUUUGUUUCACAGGAAUAAUUCUGUUGGUUAUUUUCUUUGCUGUGGUCGGUUCUUGUCUGGAAUACUUUUUUUUUGGUUGAAACUUGUCUGGAAUACUUUCAUAUAACAAAGAAUAGCCUUAUAGAGUAUAA
This is a messenger RNA of Pyrus x bretschneideri (Chinese white pear), 2712 nucleotides long. RefSeq names its product ribonuclease 3-like protein 3. Gene Ontology annotation, molecular function: RNA binding; ribonuclease III activity. The record is from RefSeq and is a predicted model, not a curated record. The transcript has 8 exons. Gene Ontology annotation, biological process: siRNA processing. The coding region runs from base 85 to 2286 and encodes 733 amino acids. NCBI's taxonomy places the organism in Eukaryota, Viridiplantae, Streptophyta, Magnoliopsida, Rosales, Rosaceae. Gene Ontology annotation, cellular component: cytoplasm; nucleus.